UUGCACCCUAACCCACUUGAGGAUAUCAACCUUACCUUCUGGAGUUUCGUAGCUUUCAGCUUGCAAUUCCCAUCCGUCGACGUGCAACGGGCGACAAAUCCACGAGUAUGCUUGUUUCGUUAUUCUUGUAAACCGCCCGUGCAAUAUUGCUCCCCGUUAUUCUCUCAAAUUGAGAUUGUUCCUAGCUUUUGUUUUGUUCUUCUUUGGUUCCGGGAUCUGCACCGACCAAGCGAUCGAGCUGUGCUACGAGUACCAAGCACCAAAACAAGCGCGACCGCCGGGCUUCUACAUUUCAUACUAACAAAACUAAGCCCCGCAUACCGAUGCAAGAUUUCAGAAAGCCUUUUGUCUAAGUGUCCAUACGAAACCAGUUUUCUACUGGCUCUCCAGGAAUUUGGGACAUCAUCAAUCGUUAUUGAAUGGACGCGUCCUAGCAUCAAUUGUGCCACGAUUUGACUGCCGCAUUUUCUUUUCACGAACCCAGCUUCUCAGGCUCCAGCGCAAUGCCUGAAGCGUGGCUGGACUCGCUCUCGGAGGAUUGGGUAUCUCAACCUCCAUCCGAAGGCUCGUCGCAACUACCUGCUACCGCCCCGACACAUGCGCCCAGCUUACCGCGACCAAGGCCUGCUGCCAGCCGUCUUCCUCGUGCGAAUAACAUCAACAACAAACUUGGCGGUGGCAAGAAGCUCCUCGCCGGAUCAUUAGCUGCCAAUAGUAGUGGCAUACUCAGCGAACGAAGUAUCAGUGAUCGUAACAUUCCCGAAUCUUUGCGCGGAGUGCCCGCGAGGCCUUCGCCUGGAGACAUAUCCACCGGUACCCAAGCGAAGAAAUAUCUCAGCAGGAGAUCCGUAUCAAGCUCCUCUUUCGGGGGCUCUGUCAUCCAUAAUACGGUUGAUCACAAACCAGCAUCGUCCGGAUCGCCUGGCAAACAUAAUGCCGAAACCCCUGAGUGGAAGCGAAGGCUGGUGCAAGGCGACCUUGGCUACGGUGAGCAGCGCGAUCUCUUCACAUCCGCAGCUACUGGUCUCGAAAACAUUUUCAACCCUCCGCCUUCCGUGACGAUACAGCCCGCUGCCAUUGCCGAAGCAGACGAGGAUGAGGAGAAUGAGGAGGCAGGGAAGGCACCUGAGGAACAGGCCGAGUCGGCGGAUCAAACACCAAACUUCGACACCACAGUCCCGUCGAGUCCGCCAGGUUAUCGCGACAACUCGACGGCCGAGGUUCAUGUCAACGAAUCAUUGAGCCAGUUAUUACCAGGGGAGCAGCCAGAGAAGCGCCCCAGAAAGACGGUAUAUCGGCAAACUGACGUGACGACUCCCGAAGACAGCGCGUUGGACCAGUCGGCUGCAGAAUCGGACCAAGACAGGAGGUCUCGAGCACACGCGCUGACUGACAUCUCCGGCAUCGCAGAGUCAAGUAGUUUGCUCUCUGCCGAUUCCUUCAGUCAAGCACCCAGCACUCACGCUCAAGCUGAGGCCAGGAAGUUCAGCAAAGCCAGCACCGGCAGUGUACUGCGGAACGAGACCUUCAGCCCAAUAUUACUCCGUAAUCACAAUGGUGAGGAUGGCAAGCCAAACUAUGCGCCCAUGGAUCUUCCUCCAAAUGAACUCAAAAAACGGCUCGAUCAGUUGCGCAUGAACCAGGUCAUCGUGACUGAUCCCCGAAACAUGAGCGAUGCCGAGGCUGCAACCCGGGGUCAGUCUGCCAUUAGCAUUGAGAACACAGAUGACUAUGAGAAGGCCGGUGGCUUCAUUAACUUCCGCAGAGGCGGUCGUUCCGCUGAUGGGUCGUUCCGUAACCGAGCCCUGAGCCCCGAGCUUGUUGGCUCCAACACAUCCGAAAUGUUUCCAGAGGAGUCUCUUCAGGCUAGUACCCCGAAACAGUUCCCUGGGAGCGUUCGGACUGACUAUUCAACAUACCACAACGUGACACCCCCCGCCUUGAAGGCACCGCAUCCAAGUCCCGAGAAAGAGGCAGCCCCGCGGGCUCGCGGCAGCUCUGGGAGCCCUCUCAAACUUUUUGGGCCAUACGAUACUUUCACAAAUCAGACCUUGAUGAGACGAAUUAGCCAAUUCGAAGAUCAGAUGACAGACCGGUCUCGAUCGUCUGGAUCUGCCAGCGUUCGUGAGGACUUUGAGGACACCUCAAGGAGCCCCAACUUUCCUGAGACAGGGCCCGCUAAAACCAAGGAGAAGUCCAGGAAUCGAGACUCGUCAGCAUUCUUUGGUGAGGGCGAUUUGGACGGGUAUGAAUUUCAGGAAAAAUUUGAGUACCAGGGUACACGCGUUGCAACUUUCGGUGGACGAGUCAACUUGGGGCAAGAAUUCAAUGCAAACGACUCCUCCAAGCUCAGGGCGCAAUUUGACCGGAGCCAUGAUUCCUCGCCGGCGGCUAUGGACGACCUUGUCAUUAACCGGCAACGAACAAAGUCUGCUGGUGCACACUCGACAGCAGAGGCAGGGCAGAGGCACGCCACUCCAAGUAGCCGUCCUAAUAAAGCUCGUGUCCCCGAAACGCCGAAUCAUCGCGAUACGGGUUCCGAUAGCAAGCGCCCGAGAGCAUCACCCACGAAAGACCCAACCCCAAAAAGGAGGCGAACACUUCACAAAUCAGACAUCUCGUAUGUUGCAGAGCUAACCGAGCAUGCCGCCGACGCCGUCCAAUCAAGCCAUUACACCAUGCAGUCCGCCAUCAGCAGAAACCAAACAAGCUACCAUGAAGGUCUGGCCGAGGAUAUUUCCUACCCCAAUGUUCUGACAAACCGCAACGUCCCCAGGCCCCGCACCCCUACCCCUAGUCAGAGGUCUGUGGUGCUGAAGGACCGCAAUGCCUUUGUGCAAGAUGUGACAGACGAUUCCGCAAUGGAAGACUUGAUGUUGAGUUCUCGGGGUUCUGUAGUGCGGCAAAGUCCCUUGCGACCCGGAGACCAGCCGCAAGAAGCCGACCGUAAGCCAUCGAUUAAGACUGAGGACUUUUUGCACGAGGCCAACAAGAUAAUGGCCAUCAUUCGUGGUGGAACAACUACACGCAGCGGUCUGAACAGCGUCGAAGAGUCCGAACUAGAAAACAGGGACAACCAGGGAGUUCUGGAGGAUUCUUUUGAAGAGUCAACCCGAGAGCCAUUCUCCCGACCGCCAAGCAGAGAGGGUGCUGCCCCACUGAGUCGUGCUAAUACGAGACAAGAGGACCCAGAGAUUCUGGAGCGACUUAAAAAAUACGAAGAGCGAAGCGACAUUGGCGAUAUCAUAGGCUCCUCGGUGCGAUCCCUGGGCCUUGCCCAAGAUGUCAUUCGCACUCUGAAGGAGGCCGAACAGCAGAUGCAGGACAGCGUCGCGCAGAGCGCUGCUGCGCGACGCGGUUCUGAAGACUCGGAACAAAUCAUAUCUGACCUAUCCAAUGUCAGGAUCAGUCGUGCUCCUAGCAUGAACCAUAUGGAGGAGACUUAUGGUACCAACCGAUCCGCCGAAGGGUUUGGGACUCAGCGAACCACGUCUUCAGCCGGACACUCUACCGGCAGGUCUAUUCCCACUGGUUCAUCUCGUGGGUCCGACAUCAGAAAGACGAUCGCCCCACAGACGGUCUCUCACUUGAUUCCGGACCAAGUUGGGAAUAUGGUCCUUGAUAGAGAACGCAACGUGUGGACCAAGCACAAGAUCGAAAAGUCGGCUCAGACUCAACCCGCCAGGCCCUUGAAUGUCCUGCCAUCUGAGGCAAGCGAGGAUGAUCCGUUUGCUGAUAUUCCUGACCUUACUGUUGACAUGACUAUGGAGAUGCAACGACUGAGGAUACAAACUAUACAGAAGGCCUUGAGCUCUCCUCAACCCCCUCGGGACCUUUCUACAUCGCCGGCGGGAAGUCCCCCUCGAAGUCCUGGGAGGCCCGCGAUGGCUGACUUUGUGGAGCAAUCAAGCCCUCAGCAGCCACGAGUAAACCCAAUGACAGCAAGAGGACCGACGCUGAUAACACCAGCCCAGUCGCCUUUCAAGAUGGGUGGUGCCUUGCGCCCCCAGGCUCACGAGGAUGUUGAACAUGAAGUUCGUUUUGACGAGGGACGAGAUGGCCCCGUUAGCUCCGGCAGGAGGCGCAACCUUACGAUUACUUUCUCGUCACCACUUGCCUCGAUCAUUCAGGAUGUGAUAGUGGACAGCUCUGGUGAGGAUCAAAGCCUGCAAGACCAGUCUGUAGGUGAUGUUUCUACGAAUUCGAUCGGCAGGGGCCGCCAUGGCGUUGCGGACUUUGCCACAGGUGCUGGAGGUAGCGGUCGCUCAGCUCUGGCUUCAAGAAGUCGAUCGCGUGGAUCGAUGAAGCACCCUUCAAUGCGCGGGAGUCAGAGGUUCAUGCCUCGGCCUGUGUCACGCAUCGAGGAGCGCGACGAAGAUGACGACUCGGAGGCCGAUUCACCUGAGCAGCACCCAGAAAAGACGCAAGAGCUGAGCAUCAUUCCAGAGGACAGUAUGGUCGCUCGCUCAAAUCAGCAAUCCCCAAGACAAACUAGCAUCAGCUUCGUUUUGCGCACUCCUGGUCGUGCUCCUAUGGGCCACACCAACGCAGCCACCGUUUUGAACGAGUAUGUGGGAAAUCUCUCUCUGACUGCGCUAUCCGACUUCACUGUACACAACCCGGAGCCAUCGGCAAUCCUCGAGGCCAGCUAUGUCGUUGGUGAUACGCGAUAUGUUACCGGACAUGGGGACAAGCCUGUGAUGUCGCAGAGCCUUCAGGAACUGGUUGCGCGCCUCACAGAGUUUGAGCCUUUUGAGCCCUAUUGGGAGGACCUGACGGAGCUUCAGCUGAAUGAUAAGAGGCUCGCCAGCUUGCACAAGCUCAACGAGUUUUGUGGCAAAGUUGUGCGACUGGAUGUGUCACACAACAACAUUAGCAGCCUCGCUGGAAUCCCGUCAACUGUCCGUUUCCUCAAGAUCGCCCAUAAUCAAUUGUCAGAUCUCACUCCCUGGGGAGGUCUGAUGAACAUUCAAUAUCUGGACGUUUCGAACAACGACAUCAAGACACUCUCGGGAUUGAAUCAACUUGUGCAUCUACGUGAUCUCAAGGCGGACAACUGCAACUUGACAAGCUUGGAAGGCCUCCAGUUCCACGAUGGUUUGCAGAUCCUUCGCGCUCGCAACAAUAAUAUUGAGUCGAUCGAUUUUGAGCAUUGCAACAUGGCUAGUCUUUUUGAGCUGGACUUGGCGGACAAUGACGUCAAGACAGUCUCCCACAUUGAAAAACUCAGCCGUCUUUCCAUCCUGAACCUGCAAAGAAACAGACUAGAGAAGUUCGAGGUCAUGAGUGGUAAGCCGUUCUCUUCGCUGAGACGACUAGAACUCGAUGGAAACAACCUUGUAUCUCUCGACAUAACGCUGUUGCCGCAGAUCAAGGUGAUUCAUGCCGACAAAAACAAGCUGCAAACUCUGAGUGGCUUCAACAAGGCCACUCGACUGGACAGUCUUUCGCUUCGCGAACAGAUGGGAAACAAGCCCUUGGACAUCAUGUCAUUUUUAGACAUUGCAUGCGAAGUGCGCAAGCUCUACCUGUCUGGCAACCGUCUUGAAAGAUUCAAUCCGCAGCUAGACUUCAUGAAUCUGCACUUGCUGGAGCUUGCCAACUGCGGACUUCGCUCGCUGCCCGAUAAUGCAGCUGAGCUGAUGCAGAACUUGCGUAAACUCAACCUCAACUUCAACGCGCUGACAAACGUGUCGUGUCUGGCCCAUAUCUCGAGGCUCAAGAAGCUAUCACUGGCAGGAAAUCGGCUAGAAAAUGCAAAGGAUGUCGUGCAGGUCGCCGAGAAGCUGCCAAACUUGACAGAUCUGGACCUACGUGAUAAUCCGUGCACCUUGGGACUCUACCCACCAUCUCAUGUGGUGAUUGGAGCAGCAGGGGAAUCGGAGGCAGCAAAUCCUUUUAUGCUGGCACCUGGUGACCCGGAGCGGGAUGCGGCGUACUGCAGACGGCUCGACACGGGGACUAGAAUGCACCGACGGCUGUACGAGAUUGUGUGGAUCUACAACGCCAAGAAGCUCAGGAUGCUCGACGGGUUGCCUCUGGACAGGAAUCUUGUGAACUUGAGGGAUGACAUCUGGAACAGUCUUCUUGCUUAUGACCUGGUUGUCGACCAGGAUCGUCCGAGGUCGAAAAAGGAUGUUGUCUCGAGGGGGACGAGUGAAGUCUACACCGCUCAGUCUCAGACCCGGGGCCGAAGUCAGGAGCGUAGGACCAGGAUCGUCAACACAACACACGGUGGCCGCCGCAAGUCCAAGACUGCAAAAACCGACGAGGCUCGAAGCAGCAGAACAACAACCAUCACCAGCUCGGUCAAAAGCGCGGCCAAGUCAUCACGUUCGAUACGCAAGGUGACAACCGUCCAUGUUCAGACUUUUACGGAUGAAGAAGUGGGACAAGACAACCGCUCUAAUACCGAGGAGCAAGAAGCAUGCCAAAGAGAGGCAACAAUGCAGUCGUCGCGAGGAGUUGUCAGGACACCCGCGCGGCACAACCUUACUUGGGGAGCAGAGGACACAUUUGCAUGAAUGAUUCAUCUUUGGUUUCUUCUCUGCUUGCAAGAGUUUUUGUUUUUUAUUGUUUUUACGAGCAUAGCCUGAAAAGGUUGGGUUGCUGUACGAUAUAUGGUAUUGGUACAAGGGGCCAGGGAUUAAUGGCGGAUAAUAGGCGGCCUAGAGUAUGAACAAGGAGUUACCUGGUUGAUGCAUAAACAGACAAUAUCUUGUACGAUAGGAGAUUAUGGGCUUGAAAAUGGCAUGGCAUGGCGUUAUCGAGAGAGAGGGGGAGAGAGAGAGCUUGAGACAGUGGCUGGUUGUUCCUUUUCUUCACGAUUAAUGAGGAUGCAUUUGUUCUUUUACCACAUAUAUAAAGCUACCGUAUUGUCGGUAUGUUCUAUAUUUUUCGAUGCACUGCAGGAUCGGUAGGCCAGGUUGCUAAACACGGUGGCCCAUUACAUUGUAUAUGUCUUGUUCAGUG
Molecule: messenger RNA, 6972 nt
Organism: Pyricularia oryzae 70-15
Lineage: Eukaryota; Fungi; Ascomycota; Sordariomycetes; Magnaporthales; Pyriculariaceae
Product: leucine-rich repeat-containing protein 23
Exons: 1
Coding region: 504-6524 (2006 amino acids)
Molecular function (GO): protein binding
Source: RefSeq, a predicted model, not a curated record